AUGCACGGCACGCAGCUCCUCAGCGGCCUCGCCGCCGCGCUCGCCCUCCUCCCACUCGCCGCCAACGCGGCGUGCAACGUGCACUUCUACUCCGAGUCCAACUGCCAGGGCACCUCGACCGCCUCGUGCGUCCCCGACUUCGCCGCGAACGAAGAAUGUACCUGGAACACGUGGGUCGGGUCGAUUUACUACGAAAGCUGCGGGGACGACGAGCUGCCGAGCUUUGUCGGCUGCAAUGGCGACCCGGGCGCCUGCCACAAUGCCUGGAGUCUGGGCGUGCCGGAUACGGCCAGUGGAUGCGUGGAGAUUGGGACCUACGACGGGAAGGUGACCACCUACGACGUCAACGACCCGACCUGCGUGGACUGUAUAGGAAGCGGUGCGAGGGUUACGGACGGAGACCAAGGCGGCAGAUCGAUGGGUGGCGAUGCACGGGAUCGGGAGGGAUGCAGUGACAGGUUCAGGUUGGCGGAUGAUGUGCAGGGUGGAUGA
Messenger RNA from Aspergillus uvarum CBS 121591, 492 nucleotides. RefSeq lists its product as uncharacterized. The record is from RefSeq and is a predicted model, not a curated record. Bases 1 to 492 code for a protein of 163 amino acids. The transcript is spliced from 2 exons. NCBI's taxonomy places the organism in Eukaryota, Fungi, Ascomycota, Eurotiomycetes, Eurotiales, Aspergillaceae.